AUGGCAUGGGCUGUACCAGGGGCAUUGGGAUUGAAUAGCACAUCAGUGGAGCAAAGGAGGCUAAUACGGACUCGAUCGAUCUGUCGCUGGGUCGUGUCUCACUCGCUACACGCAACAAAUCGAAUAUGGGCUUCACGGCAUGUUUGCUGGGUCAUUGGCCAGGUCGAUGAUGUGACCGUGGCAAUUGGCCACGUGCACAGGGGAACGCGAAACCUGAUGCGCUAG
Messenger RNA from Akanthomyces muscarius, 225 nucleotides. RefSeq lists its product as uncharacterized. NCBI's taxonomy places the organism in Eukaryota, Fungi, Ascomycota, Sordariomycetes, Hypocreales, Cordycipitaceae. The transcript has 3 exons. Bases 1 to 225 code for a protein of 74 amino acids. The record is from RefSeq and is a predicted model, not a curated record.